Messenger RNA from Arachis ipaensis, 855 nucleotides. The record is from RefSeq and is a predicted model, not a curated record. Lineage: Eukaryota; Viridiplantae; Streptophyta; Magnoliopsida; Fabales; Fabaceae.
AUGGAUGCACUAGCAUCAGUAGGUGAAUCAAUGAAAGAAAGCGAUCAUGUCAAUGCAAUACUACACAGUCUAACUGAAGAAUAUGGAAAUGUGAUGACCUCAGUCUUGGCAAGAUCAACCAGCAUAACACUGGGAGAAUUAGAAGCACUAUUACUCGCUAAUGAAAGCAUGCUAGCAAGAUUCAGAAAAUCUGAAUCUUUUUUACAAGCAAAUGUAGCUCAGCAUUCACAACAUUCACAAAUUCAACAAAAUCAAUUUUAUUCUCAAAGUUCAACAGCAAGAGAAAACUAUAGAGGCAACUUUCGUGGCAGACCUGGAAGAAUAUUUAGGGGAAGCAGCAGAGGUGCACAUGAUGCAGAGCGAAUGACUCAAGAUGCAGGAAGAUUCACACAAGAUGGUGAUUAUGGUAGAGCACAGUAUGGUCGAGGAAGAAUGAUGCAAGGUGGAAGGCCACAAUGCCAAGUCUGUGAUAGGGUUGGACAUACAGCAAAAUUCUGUUGGUAUAGAUAUGAUAAGGAGCAAUAUAAAGACAUAAAUGGAAUCACUCAGCCAAAGGCAAACUACAGUAAUGUCUUAGCAACUCCCUCCACUGUUCAAGAUCCGAACUGGUAUCCUGACUCUGGAGCCACACACCAUAUGACUCAUGAUGCACAUAAUCUCAUGGAGAAAGAGGCAUACACUAGAGAUGAACAAGUUGUCAUAGGAGAUGGUUCAUGUUUGCAUAUUCAUCAUAGGAGUGCAGCACAAGUUCUCAUGUCAUCACAUCCAUCAACAAAAUGGAUCUGCAAAGAGAAAGCACAGGCACAUAGUGGAAAUGGGCCUCAUACUCUUGGCUGGUGCCUCUAUGCCAACUAA